AGCCGGCACCCAGUCCUGCGUUAUCGCGCCGCGCGGCCGCCGGGCGAGCGGCAGGAGGCUCCCGAUAGGGGAGCGCCGGGCGCCAAUCUAGGAGACCAAACCCGCCCGGCCGCCACCCCUCGGCGAGCCGGUCCUCCGCUGGGGGCCCUCCGGGAGCCGCCGCCCCCCGCGCCCUCGCCCGCGGCCCGCCCGGCCCUCUCGCUCGGGAGGGGCUCUGCCGGCCGCCCUCCAGGCCCGGCGCUCGGCCGCCUCGCUCCGCCCGCUCCGCGCCCGCCGGCGGCCGAAGAUGUCAGCCAAGCCUGCCGUCGGCUUCGCGAGCGAGGCGUCUCGGCAGAUCGUGGCCGGCGGCUCCGCUGGCACUAUUCUAAGUUUCCAUGUGAUGUCUACAAUAUAAAUCGUGUUCUGCAGCCACCCAAUCAGGUCUUGUAGAAAUCUGCCUGAUGCACCCCCUCGAUGUGGUGAAAACCAGGUUCCAGAUUCAGAGAUGUGCAACUGAUCCAAACAGUUAUAAAAGCCUAGGGGACAGCUUUCGGGUGAUUUUCCGAACAGAAGGGUUGUUCGGUUUUUACAAGGGAAUUCUGCCACCCAUCUUGGCUGAAACACCAAAAAGAGCAGUGAAGUUUUUCACCUUUGAGCAGUACAAGAAAUUGCUAGGAUAUGUGUCACUGUCACCAGCAUUGACAUUUGCCAUUGCUGGAUUGGGAUCUGGACUAACGGAAGCCAUCGUGGUGAACCCUUUUGAGGUAGUAAAAGUUGGCUUGCAAGCCAAUCGGAACAAAUUCACAGAGCAACCAUCUACCAUGAGUUAUGCAAGACACAUCAUUAAGAAGGAAGGCUUGGGGCUCCAGGGCCUCAACAAAGGAUUUACAGCGACUUUGGGACGUCAUGGGGUUUUCAACAUGGUUUAUUUUGGCUUCUACCACAAUGUCAAAAACAUUCUUCCUGUCAAUAAGGAUCCAACCUUGGAGUUUUUGAGAAAAUUUGGGAUUGGUCUUCUCUCGGGUACAAUAGCCUCAGUCAUUAACAUCCCUUUUGAUGUUGCCAAAAGUAGGAUUCAAGGGCCUCAGCCGGUUCCCGGAGAGAUCAAGUACAGAACCUGUUUUAAAACAAUGGCAACAGUCUAUCAAGAAGAAGGGAUUUUAGCUUUGUACAAAGGCCUGCUUCCCAAGAUUAUGAGGCUUGGACCAGGUGGUGCAGUCAUGCUGCUGGUUUAUGAAUAUUCCUACUCAUGGCUUCAGGAGAACUGGUGAUUGCCUAGGAAGUGUUUCCCCCCCUUGAAAUAAUGGAUAUUUCCUAUACAGCACCAUGAGAAGGAGAGCCUAUCAAUCAGCUAAGCUGAUGCAAUUAUUAAUUAUAAUUACACCAUUAUAUACAAUUCUAAAGGGGAAAACAGUUUGUUCAAGAAUAAAACCUAUUUUGAUACUUCCAAACUUAUCUCUAAGUAAUUUUAGAUUGUAGUUUUAGCCAUGUCCACAAAACUGUGAGAAGAAAAAAUCAUAUGAAGCAAUGAGAUAUGUAAACUGAAUAUAGAAUAGCAUAGAAUCAGGUAUAUUUCAUAAAAGCAAUAUAAAUUUUGUGACCUAUGUUCCUCUUAAACCACUUCACAGUGAAAAUUCACUGUAUUGAUCAUUAUUUUUUCCCAGAAGGCCAAGAAAUGCUUAAAGUAAAAAAAAAAAAAAAAAAAAAUUUAAAGGGUUUUUAUAAGGAAUUAAAUUCUUCCAUAAAUAAUAUUUAAAGGGGACGGGAAAAUACUUUUAAAGUGCACUAAAAUAGCCUUUUAAGAAUGUUAGGUUUUAUGUAAAAAUGUAAAUCUGUUGGUUUUCUUUAGUAAUAAUAUACAUCUCAGCUAUAUUUUCCUAAAGCUACUUUAUAUUUUUCACUGUUGUUUAAAGCAGGUCCUAUUUUAAAAUCAUGAUUUGGAGUCUUUUAUGAAAAAUAGAAAAUAUGAAAUUGUAUCAAACUACUUUCCUUCACAUAGGUCCAUUUGAAAAUGAGUUUUUUGCUGAAAUAUUUUCAUGUCAAAUCACAAAUUGGAAGCCCUCCUUGGGCCAUUUUGUGCUGUCUACAUUUGCAUCCCAAUAUCUUUGUUCAGAACUCUUACCCAGGCCGUUCUUAAAAAAAAUGUUUAGAGUAAAACUGCAUUUCCAGGUUACUAGUUUUAAGCGGCAGCUUCAGGUGUGAAACCUGCUGCUGCAGAGUUCAAAUAUGUCUCAUGAAGGGAAAAAUGUUUCCAAGCAGAAGUACAUUCUUAGCAUUUCCAAAGAUCCCUGUACUAACAUGCACGUCAAAAAAUAUCUUGUUGGCCUUUAUAUAACCAAACUUGAUUUUCUAUCUUCACCUUGAAAUGAUGCUCCUUCAGCAGCUAAAAUCAACAAAAGGAUCUGCAUGCUCUAGAUGACACCUGUUCUUACCUACUCCUAUGGGAUAUUUCUACCAUGAGGCUAUGUCACCAAAGCAUUUGAAAAAUAAAAAAUAAAAGAUAACAUGGUAAUUAUUACUUUUUAUUAAUUUAGAGCAUUUGAAGUAUAAAAAUAAAGGCUUUUUGACAUACUGUA
This is a messenger RNA of Equus quagga, 2555 nucleotides long. RefSeq names its product solute carrier family 25 member 21 (gene SLC25A21). NCBI's taxonomy places the organism in Eukaryota, Metazoa, Chordata, Mammalia, Perissodactyla, Equidae. The record is from RefSeq and is a predicted model, not a curated record. Gene Ontology annotation, biological process: transmembrane transport. The transcript is spliced from 11 exons. Bases 441 to 1250 code for a protein of 269 amino acids.